UGUCAGACCAAAUGUCUUUUAAAGACAAUACAAUCAAAUAAAAUAUUGCCACUUAUCCUGUUCCAAAUAGGAUCAUACACAUACGCAUUAUAAAAAUGUUCAGUCACUAGGGCAUUCUUUAUCUGGCAUUGCUAUUAAUAACGUCUUCAGUAAAUCUUCUCUAAUUUAUGUUCUCUUUCAUACAUUUUAAUACUGUAUAAAUGCGCACCAUGAUACACCUGAUUGAAAAGGUAUUUUAUUUUGUAAGUGGUGAAAGUAGAAUUCGAGGUGAAAAUAGAAAUCAACUACAGAGCUAUGUUUAUGUCCGAUUGUUAAAAGACUUAAAACCUGGUACAUGAAGUUAUCACGGGGUUACGUUGAAGUAACGUUAAGUAACGUCAGGUCCACCGGGACCAGCCGUGUCAAAACAACCUCCAACUGACAGCUUUCAAGGGAAAGAUGGCGACCCGAGUCCUUCAGAGAGUGGGCAAAGGCCUUACUCAGACGAGAAAUGGGCUUCAGAAGAACGGACAGGUCACGGUGGUCGUAAGGAGCCUCUCAGCUCAACGUGAAGACAGCUGGUUCAAGUCUCUGUUUGUUAGAAAGGUCGACCCCCGAAAAGACGCUCACGCUCAUCUGCUCGCCAAGAAGGAAGACAACAAUCUGUACAAAAUACAAUUUCACAAUGUCAAGCCUGAGUGCCUUGAGGCUUACAAUGAACUUUGUGAGGACGUCUUGCCUUCCAUUCAUGCUGAUCCUGAAUACCCCUGUGAGCUUGUGGGUACCUGGAACACGUGGUACGGAGAGCAGGAUCAGGCAGUUCACCUGUGGAGAUAUCGGGGAGGAUACCCGGCUCUCACCGAGGUCAUGAGCAAACUCCGGCAGAACGAGGAGUUUACGCGCUACAGGAACGAGAGGGGGAAGAUGCUGCUGUCUCGUAGGAACCAGCUGCUGCUGGAGUUCAGUUUCUGGAACGAACCGGUCCCUCGUCCAGGACCCAACAUCUACGAGCUCCGAUCAUACCAACUCAGGCCAGGGACGAUGAUCGAGUGGGGAAAUUACUGGGCGCGUGCCAUUGAGUUUCGCCAGCAGAACCACGAGGCAGUGGGAGGCUUUUUCUCACAGAUUGGAAGUCUGUACACGGUUCACCACUUAUGGGCGUACAAAGACCUUCAGUCCAGAGAAGACACAAGAAAUUCUGCCUGGCAGCAUGAUGGCUGGGAUGAGGUUGUUUAUUACACAGUCCCUCUUAUUCAGCACAUGGAAUCUAGAAUCAUGAUUCCCCUGAAGAACUCGCCCCUGAAGUAACCACAAACACCGGAGGAACCUCUCAGCAGCCACUGAUCUGUGGAGAGUGUAACCAGCCAUCAGUUGGUGCACUGCCGGGGAAAUCUGCAUAACAUCAACGUGUUGUUUCAGUUUUUGUUUUCCUCUUCUUGUUUGUUUCUCCACUCCCCUUUUCUUUGUGGACCUAGAAUGUCUUAUUUCAGAUGAUGAGGUUAAAAACGGUUGUCACCAAAAACCAGAUCUGUUACAGCAGUUACUGAUCCAUUAAUGCGCUUUGUGGAGACGACAUAUUAUUUCACAUGCCCCCUCCUCUUCACUCUCUGUCUCUAUCUUUUUAAAAGGUCUGAUUUUAAGAGGCUUGUCUUCUUAUUUUUUGAUGAUUUGAAAACAUCAGUGUGUGUGAAUGUGAUACCAGGAACAGAUCAAACAUUUAGCAGUUCUAGUGCUGGUCACAGGUGCUCAAAAUGUCUGAAGGUCUUUUAGAAACAUCACUCUGUUGCACUAGCAUUGAUAACGAAUCAAACAAAAGUUACUGCUUCCAGUAUCUCACAACAAACACACUGCCUCCAGAGCUCACAGUUCGCUAUCAAUAUGAACUGGAUAAGCUUCUUUACAUGUCACAGGUGAUGGUCAGUUUAACAAAGAGGAGCAUGCUGAUUAUAAAUCAGUGUUCUGAAAUCACAGAUGAAGCUGAUGGUCAGAGAUGGAAGCCUGUAUUGUAGGGCCACAGUCAGACUCUGGCUUUACAUUCAGUAACAUUUCACCAGGUAUAUCCAUCAAGAAGAUGUGACUUUAUGUUUACAUGGCUUUGUUCCAGCCAACUGAUUAUGGCGUGUACCAGUUGUUUGAAGACACACAGAAAUUAAAGUCCACUAACACACCACAAGUGUCAGGCUAGUCAGAACAGUAAGCCAGACUUUGAUGUAGUUCAGUCUUUUCAUACCGGCCGGAUACGUGACAACAAUGUCCAGUUCUUGCGGUGAAGUUGUGGUGAAUCUGCCAAAGGUGUCAUUUUAAUUUAACAUCAUGCUGGCUCUUCCAGCUGGGGACAAUAUGAUUCAAAUGAUUAGACAAUGUUUGAUUUCAGAACUAAUCUGUAACUACAAACUGCUGUACACUGACUGGUUUGACUCAUCCCUCUGUCAAGACAUUAAUGCCAACCGGGUUAUUGUGUGCUCUAACUGAGAUUGUUUUUAUUAAAAUGGUCAGAUUGUAGAUAUACAUAGUGCGUUUAUUGAUCAACCCAGAGAUACGGUUAACUCUGUAUCUGUUAAUGAGGUGGGGUACUCUAAACUAUCUGAUGACAAGUGGAGAGGAGUAUCCCAAUGUGGUAAAUGCGAAUUGCAGUGCUUUAAUAAGAUUAGUUGUACAUAUUGAAUUAAACGUCUGAUAACAAUGGAAUAAAAAGUCUUGGACUCCUUUUCUUCAUGUAGGCUGUCGUUUGAAAUGACUGUAUUACAUACAGACUACAUAUAGACUACAUAUCAGCAAAGGUGAUGUAGUCAGCGCGUCGUCAGGGUGUGACUUAUGCUGCCUUCAGUGUAUGUCG
Molecule: messenger RNA, 2815 nt
Organism: Anarrhichthys ocellatus (wolf-eel)
Lineage: Eukaryota; Metazoa; Chordata; Actinopteri; Perciformes; Anarhichadidae
Product: protein NipSnap homolog 2-like
Exons: 10
Coding region: 439-1287 (282 amino acids)
Cellular component (GO): mitochondrion
Source: RefSeq, a predicted model, not a curated record